UUGCUCUGAUGACAGACAUUCAUUGGUUCGCCGAAGAAGUCUUUGUCUAGCUUGGCCCUGAUGAAAAAGGAUGCGCCGCAGAUGCCUUUGAUACUAUCCAAAAUGACAUCUUGCGUGUCGAAGACGCAAUCCAAAACUUGUUGCACCUAACGGCGUUCUUCCAAGCCAACCCUCUCUGGACCUUUAUCACAAUGGGCCGAUUUGUGUCUCUAUCAGAAUCCGAAUAUUUCUCCAGAACAUGGAUCAUACAAGAGGUUGGCUUAGCGAGACGACCAAUUGCGCAUUGGGGCCAGGCAACCAUCAACUUCCAUAAGAUUGGCAUUACGGCAAUGAUCGCCCUCCAGUACUUCUGGUCAAAGCUGAAUUCACAGGAGUUCCUGGAGUCUAUUCGACAGGUUUCGUGACGCAGAAUUGUUUCUUCGGCGUUGGACCUGCGGCAACGGAGAUUGGGGAUACAGUGCAUGUACUGCUGGGGGCAGAUGUGCCGUUCUUGUUGAGACAGAAAAACAUGUGCGGAAGAUAUGAUGAGGAUGGCUCGUGGAGUCUGGUUGGGGAAUGUGAUGUUCAGGGGUUGAUGGUCGGAGAAGCUGUGAGGGCUGUCGGGAAACCAAUUGAAGAGCUAGAGGAUGUGAUAUUGCGAUAGCCAGGAACCUCCAUCAUCUGUCGAUCGCAGUUGUCAA
Messenger RNA from Mytilinidion resinicola, 680 nucleotides. RefSeq lists its product as uncharacterized. NCBI's taxonomy places the organism in Eukaryota, Fungi, Ascomycota, Dothideomycetes, Mytilinidiales, Mytilinidiaceae. The record is from RefSeq and is a predicted model, not a curated record. Bases 192 to 404 code for a protein of 70 amino acids. The transcript has a single exon.